AUGUCAAGUUCAAGCUUCUCCAGCAUCAUCAGCAACUUGAAGCCUGACUUGCUGAUAUAUGAUGGGUUCCAGCCCUGGGCUCCCAAACAUGCUUCAUCACAAGGUAUACCUGCCGUUUUGUUUGCUACUUCUGGGGCAACAAUAAUGUCAUUUUUCCAUCAUGGUUAUACACACGGGAAUGAUGAGUUCCCUUUUCCCGCAAUAUAUCAGCGGGAUUACGAACUAAAGGAUCUGAAAGCUCAAGCAGAAUCAAUAAAAGUUAAAGAUGCAGAAGAAGGUUUUGCAUUUGGGAUUUUCAAACAAUCUCGUGACAUUGUUUUGAUCAAGACCUGUAAAGGAAUAGAGGAGAAAUACAUUGAUUAUCUUUCGAUCUUGUGCCAAAGAAAAAUGGUUCCUGUAGGCCCUCUUGUUACACAUGCUAAAAAUAAAGAGGAAAAUUCAGAAAUCAAGAAAUGGCUGGGUACAAAAGAUCAGUUUUCUACUGUGUAUAUUUCCUUUGGCAGUGAAAAUUACUUGUCCACGGAACAGAUGGAAGAAAUAGCAGUAGGGUUAGAGUUAAUCAAUGUAAACUUUAUAUGGGUUGUUAGAUUUCCUGCUGGAAAUGACGUAAGAGUCGAUGAAUUCUUGCCAGAGGGAUUCCUCGAAAGGGUGAAAGAGAGGGGGAAAAUUCUGCAGGGAUGGGCACCACAGGCAGAAAUCUUGGCACAUUCAAGUAUUGGUGGUUUUAUGAGUCAUUGUGGAUGGAGUUCUGUAAUUGAGACCAUUUAUUUUGGGGUUCCACUUAUAGCCAUGCCUUUGAAACUUGAUCAGCCUAUAAAUGCUAGAAUGAUAGUCGAGGGUGGUGCGGCCGUGGAGGUCGCGAGAGAUGAAGAUGGACGGUUUCGGGCAGAAGAGGUGGCAAAGGCUAUAAAGACGGCGGUUUUGGAGAAGUGUAGUGGGGAAGGUUUAAGGUCUAAAGCUUUGGAAUUGAGCCAGAAAAUGAAAAUGGAGGAAGAAGAAGCCAUAAAUGAAGCAGCAGAUCAGCUAUGGAAGAUUUGUAUGAAAAAUCAUGACAAUGUGCAAUUUUCUUGA
Molecule: messenger RNA, 1071 nt
Organism: Fraxinus pennsylvanica
Lineage: Eukaryota; Viridiplantae; Streptophyta; Magnoliopsida; Lamiales; Oleaceae
Source: the annotation of a GenBank genome assembly